Molecule: messenger RNA, 636 nt
Organism: Pieris macdunnoughi
Lineage: Eukaryota; Metazoa; Arthropoda; Insecta; Lepidoptera; Pieridae
Source: the annotation of a GenBank genome assembly
AUGUAUGAUAAAAAGGAUUUACCAUUUAUAAUUGAAAUGUCGAUACGAAUAGUUGUCAUGAUAACCUAUAAUUUAGAUUCUCAAGUAGACCUUCGAUUGCGGCGCACAAAAUUGUUUAAGCGUCAGAAUCGCGUUCAGCCAGAGGAAAGAGAAAUUAGAAAACAAAGUUCGGAGCCGAUACCUUCGUCCAUUGCUACAGCACUUUCUUCGCCCACGCUUCAGAAACAUGAAUCAUACCCACAAUAUUUUACAAUUAAGAGACAUCGAUUGAAAGCCGAACACACCGUUGGUUCGCUACACAUACGCACUGUUCUAGACCGUCAACCAUCGACAUCUGCUACUAUCCCGACAUCGCAAUCCGUUACUCUUCCAGUUACAACGUCUACGACCACUUCUUGUGAAACUGUGACUACUGAUUCUAAUGCACAAACCACGCGAGCUAGUCACACACCAGCUGUGCGAUCCGGACCUCCGCUGAGCUGCAACUUUUGCUGGAAUACAGUUGACGAAUGCGGCCGCAUACUCCGUCGUAAAACACAGUACCAUUGCCCAGAAUGCCGAACGAAUUUAUGUAUAGUACCCUGCUUUCAUGAGUACCACGAUGCUGCUGAUCCCGAGGCAGCAAACGCCAGAUGA